UAUAAUUGCUAAUGUUGUUUUGCCAUUUUAUGGCAUGGAAGAUGAGAGGACUCGAGUAUUUCACGCUCUGUUCUCUGAUGUUCUGUAUUUCAAUAAGUCGGUUGUACGCACCCGGACUUUCUCCCACCUAAUGAAAAGAUCUGGGACCAAAGAAAUGGACACCAUAGCUGCACCGAGUGUUUUGCUUCUUCUUGAAGACAUCUUUAUCUAAACCCACAAUGUGAUUUAUUAGUGUGUACUAUGACGUGAGGACCGAUAAUAGCUGUUUGGAUUAAGAGGGUGAGUAGUAAUCUGUCCGAGCUCCUCAGAGUGCGUGCAGGACGAAAGUCUGGAAAGUGACUCUAAACGUCUCCUUUAAUGCACUGUAAUAAAUGGUUCGUGACACAACCCCCGUUUUCCCUCAUGGGUCUAGAGAGGGAGGCUUUCCAUAUAUGUCGGCUUCCACAUAUUUUCCACUUCAGCAUCAGUGUUGACAUUAAAGCGGCCUUCAUCCAGCUGGCAGGCCUGGUUCUCAUGCUGUCUCAGUGGCCUGAGCCUGGAUACAAACCCACGCGGUCUUCCACCAACCAGCCUGAUUCGUGUCACCUCCUGACGCACCUCUUGUGAGAACACUUGUUGUUGACGUAACUGGGGUCGGCCAAGGCUUCCUUUCAUCUCUACCCAGGGCCAGGCCUUGGCGUGCAGGCUUGGCCCUGAGUGCCCCCCCCCCACCUCCCCAACCCCCACUCGUCCAGAAACUAUGGGGAUCCAAGGCAUGGAGCUGUUUGCCAUCGGCGUGGUCAUCAUCCUCUUCAUGGCAGUUCUCAAGCAGUUUGGCAUCCUGGAGCCGAUGUCUUCGUUUGAAGACAGCAGCGACAGUGAUUUGGAGCUGUCGACGGUGCGUCACCAGCCGGAGGGGCUGGACCAGCUGCAGGCUCAGACCAAGUUCACCAGGAAGGAGCUUCAGUCUCUCUACAGAGGCUUUAAGAACGAGUGUCCCAGUGGGUUGGUUGAUGAGGAGACAUUCAAGUCCAUCUAUUCUCAGUUCUUUCCCCAAGGAGAUGCAACCACCUACGCUCACUUCCUGUUCAACGCGUUUGACAUAGACAGAAAUGGCUCGAUCCGGUUCGAGGACUUUGUCAUCGGCCUGUCUGUGUUGCUCAGAGGUUCGGUCACCGAGAAGCUCAACUGGGCUUUUAACCUCUAUGACAUUAAUAAAGAUGGCUACAUCACCAAAGAGGAGAUGUUGGCGAUUAUGAAGUCAAUCUAUGACAUGAUGGGGAGGUACACCUACCCAUGUGUGCGAGACGAGGCUCCCUCUGAACACGUGGACAAGUUCUUCCAGAAAAUGGACAAAAACCGAGACGGUGUAGUGACCAUUGAAGAGUUCAUCGAGACCUGUCAGAAGGACGAGAACAUCAUGAACUCCAUGCAGCUGUUUGAGAAUGUGAUUUAAGUAAUCAGGAUGUUUUUGUUGUUAUUUUUCUCAUCACACCUCAAACACAAACACAACACACUCAUGCACUUCAUUACACAUCAAACUCCACACUAAAACAUGACUGUACUGGCACAUUAUGUAGGUACUGUAAAGAUACAGGAACUAGACGUUUGUUUUUGUUUUUUUACUAUUCCUCGCUGCGCUCCUUUAGCUGUAUCUUGCAACUGCGUCUGGAUUAAAAGGACUACUACAGACAGAAGAUGAGCUUCCUGGGUAAAAUUCCCGUCUUUCCAGUGUGUUUUUUUUGUGUCCUCGGUGGAGCAACAGAAGAGCUCCUCGUGCUUCUAAAAAGGAUUAACAACCAGCGAGGGGUGUGAGGAGCAAAGAUGAUCAUAAUCCACUGACAUAAGCGCACACAAGGAUACUACUGUAGCUUUAACACCUUGUUUCUCUCACACACAAACACACUGUUUCACUUCCAUACACAUUCACACUCAUACACACACAAUAAAAAAAAACAACACAGACCUGCUGUUUCUUCAAGAGUUUUUAGAGCACUGGAUGAACUAAGAGCACCACAAUAAAUUAAUGCAUUGACACACACACACACAAAAAAAAAGAGAAAUGAACUAUAAAGCAUGUUUGUCAUCAAAUAUGUGAUGUGGAAUUAGCUUGCACUACGAUUUUAAUGACUAUGUAUUAUAUGCGCCUGAAAUAAAGGCACUGUAGAUACCUGCACCUGAUACACCACUGAUGGAAAGCAGUGUGUAUGUAUAUAUGUAUAGCUAAUAGUUACAUAUCCUACAUUGUAUCGGUCUCAUCUGUGCUGCACUGGGUGAUGAAAUAGGACCAGAACUAACUGAAUAUUUGUUUAAGAAAUCUCUGUGUUAUCAGUUAUUGGUUAAACAUCAUGUUUAGUAAAAGUUCUUCACAGAAUUUAAGUGGAUUAUUCAAAUAUUGCAUAAUUUUGUAUUUUGGAGGAUGGCAGAUUAUCUCUAACUGGUCAGAUUGAUAAUGUGUAUCUGUACAGUACUGUGAAGAAACAAAGGGACUGUUUAAAGUGUGUUCAUAUUGCUGAAUUAAGGCUUUAUCUAGAUUCUUCAGUAUCUACGAGCAUGCUGACUCUAAGUGCCACAGUAUUAUGUACAGUACAGUAGGACCUUUGUGAUGUCGGUGAAUUAAAAGAUGGUGUCGACA
Thunnus maccoyii (southern bluefin tuna) is the source of this 2614-nucleotide messenger RNA. RefSeq names its product calsenilin-like. Gene Ontology annotation, molecular function: RNA polymerase II cis-regulatory region sequence-specific DNA binding; calcium ion binding; DNA-binding transcription repressor activity, RNA polymerase II-specific. The record is from RefSeq and is a predicted model, not a curated record. Gene Ontology annotation, biological process: regulation of potassium ion transmembrane transport; negative regulation of transcription by RNA polymerase II. Bases 740 to 1435 code for a protein of 231 amino acids. Gene Ontology annotation, cellular component: voltage-gated potassium channel complex; nucleus. The transcript has 7 exons. Lineage: Eukaryota; Metazoa; Chordata; Actinopteri; Scombriformes; Scombridae.